Dracunculus medinensis (Guinea worm) is the source of this 2067-nucleotide messenger RNA. Lineage: Eukaryota; Metazoa; Nematoda; Chromadorea; Rhabditida; Dracunculidae. The record is from the annotation of a GenBank genome assembly.
AUGGAUGAUUCUAUGGAUUUUAUGCCAAGUGGCAUAAGCAACAAUGAAGUUUCUUCAAGUUAUUCUUCAACCAGUUUUGUUUAUUUACCAAGCCAAAUUAGUUCUUUCACUAUUUGUGAGUCUUCUUUAUCGAUGAAUCCAUGUUCCAAUGUCAAAGAAUCGACAGAAUUCAUUGAUAUUCAUCAUCCCUCAGUUGUUCUUAGCAAUCUUGCACAUUUUCGCGACCAAAAAUUUAUGUGCGACAUUGAAAUUGAGGUUGAAGGAGUUGUUUUCGUGGCGCAUCGAUAUGUGUUGGCUGCUGCUAUACCAUAUUUUCAAUCAAUGUUUAGUUCCGAAAUGCUUGAAUCUCGCCAGCGAAAAAUCUCAAUAAAAGACAUACCGUCUAUGGCUUUCCAACAUUUAUUGGAUUUUGCAUAUACAAAUAAAAUUUUAAUUACUGGAGAAAAUGUUCAACAGCUUUUAUAUUCUGCUAGCAUUUUGCAAAUGGAUACAGUAUGUAGUGCAUGUCAGCGCUUUCUUACGCAGUAUCUGACUACUGCGAAUUGCUUAUCGAUUCGUCAAUUCGCUGAGCAGCAUAAUUGUGUUGGUCUACUUUCAUCUGUAGACGAUUUUGCUAUGGAACAUUUUCCGGAGCUGCGUCUUCUUCCAGAUUUUCUUCAGAUACCUUUAAAUCAUUUGAUGGAUCUUUUGCAAAGUCCAGAUCUAAAAGUGAAUAAUGAGCAGGAGGUAUUUGAAUCAGUUAUUCGGUGGGUGCAGGAGGAUGUCAUUAAUCGCAAAGCUGAUCUCGCUGAUCUUUUAAUCUAUGUUCGAUUACCACAGUUACCGAUAUUAUAUUUUCUGAAUAAUGUAGCCAAGCAUCCUUUAAUUUUGGUGGAAUGUACGCGAUGUCGAGAUAUUGUAGCAGAUGCUAUGGGUGAGAUGAUGCGAUCUCAGCUUAUCCCAGCUUCUUCUUUAGAAAGUGUCUCUACUUCUUCAGUUUCUUCAUUCAGCCCUUCGUUGACAACGAAUAGUGGUUUUUUUCCGCAAGGCUCGGUUUCAAAAGCUGUAACGAGUAUUUCAACGCCUUCAAAUAACAGCCGGGCAUUAACUGGCCUUUGGGCAAACUGCCGCCCCAGAAAAAGCGCAGCUGGAGUCGUAUUUUGCGUUGGAGGCCGUGGUACUACGGGUGAUCCAUUUCGAUCAGUAGAAGCAUACGAUUGGCGUAAGAGUCGGUGGUUUUCAAUAGGUGAUAUGAAUAUCCGACGUCGUCAUGUUGGGGUAGUCAGCGCUCAAGGAAAAUUGUAUGCUAUUGGUGGCCACGAUGGAAAUAAUCAUUUAGAUUCAGCGGAAUGUUUUGAUCCUGCAACUAAUAUGUGGCAUACAGUUUCGCCCAUGGAAACACGUCGUAGAGGUAUUGCUGCCGGAGCUUUGGAAGGUGCCAUUUAUGCAGUUGGAGGCUUAGAUGAUACUGCAUGCUUCCAGACUGUUGAACGAUAUGAUAUAGAACUGGAUAAAUGGUCAGCAGUUGCUUCCAUGAAUGUCCAAAGAGGAGGUGUUGGUGUUGCUGCACUUGGCAAAUAUUUAUUCGCUGUUGGUGGCAACGAUGGAACAUCUUCAUUGGAUUCCUGUGAACGUUAUGAUCCUCUACUUAAUAAGUGGAAAUUAGUAGCUAAUAUGCAACAUCGACGUGCUGGUGCUGGUGUAACAGUUCUGGAUGGAUGUCUUUAUGCUAUUGGAGGCUUUGAUGAUAAUGCACCAUUGCCUUCUUGCGAGCGUUAUAAUCCAGAAGAUAAUAUGUGGACCCUUCUUUCGCAAAUGUCUUGUCCUCGUGGAGGUGUUGGAGUUGCUGCAAUGGGUGGUCUAAUUUAUGCCGUCGGUGGUCAUGACGGUAUGCGUUACUUGAAUUCGGUUGAAGCUUAUAAUCCAGUAACAAAUUCUUGGUCUCCUGUCGCCUCAAUUAGUCAGUGCAGAGCAGGUGCUGGCGUUGCAUGGGCCGAAUGCAGAGUCGAUUUUCUUUUGCGCCCCCCUGCCCCUGGAAAAGAUAGCGGAUGUGCGCCAUGUAUAACUGGUGCAGCUCAUUGUGUUUAA